CCGCCGCGCCUCAGUCGGCGAGAGGCCGCGGGCGCGCGCGGAGCUGCUGCCGCUGCCGCCCCCUGCGGCCGCCGCCGCCACCUCCGCUCCGCUCCCCUCCCCUGUCCCCGCCAUGGAGUGAGGCCCCCGCCGGACGGCCGGACGGGGGGGCCCCGCCGCGCCUCGAUGGCUCUGGUCACGGUGCAGCGCUCGCCUACCCCCAGCGCCACCUCCAGCCCUUGCGCCUCGGAGGCAGACAGCGGGGAAGAAGAAUGCCGGUCCCAGCCCAGGAGCAUCAGCGAAAGCUUCCUCACUGUGAAAGGUGCAGCUCUCUUCCUGCCACGAGGAAAUGGGUCAUCCACUCCCAGGAUCAGUCACAGGCGCAACAAACAUGCAGGGGAUCUCCAGCAGCACCUGCAGGCCAUGUUCAUCCUGCUCCGCCCAGAAGACAACAUCAGACUGGCUGUAAGACUGGAAAGUACCUACCAGAACCGCACUAGAUACAUGGUGGUAGUGUCCACCAACGGCAGACAAGACACGGAGGAGAGCAUCGUGCUAGGAAUGGAUUUCUCUUCCAAUGACAGUAGCACGUGUACAAUGGGCUUGGUACUGCCACUCUGGAGUGACACCUUGAUCCACCUGGAUGGGGAUGGAGGGUUCAGCGUAUCAACAGAUAACAGGGUGCACAUAUUCAAGCCCGUGUCUGUACAGGCAAUGUGGUCUGCUCUGCAGAGUUUGCAUAAGGCUUGUGAAGUGGCACGGAGCAACAAUUACUAUCCAGGGAGCCUCUUCCUCACGUGGGUCAGUUACUAUGAGAGCCACAUCAACUCUGAUCAGUCUUCAGUCAAUGAGUGGAAUGCCAUGCAAGAUGUCCAGUCCCACCGGCCCGACUCGCCCGCCCUCUUCACAGAUGUCCCAACUGAGAGGGAACGCACAGAACGUCUGAUUAAGACGAAAUUAAGGGAGAUCAUGAUGCAGAAAGAUUUGGAGAACAUCACCUCAAAAGAGAUACGCACGGAGCUGGAGAUGCAGAUGGUGUGCAACCUACGGGAGUUCAAAGAAUUCAUUGACAAUGAAAUGAUAGUGAUCCUUGGGCAGAUGGACAGCCCCACACAGAUAUUUGAUCAUGUCUUUUUGGGCUCAGAAUGGAAUGCCUCCAAUUUGGAAGAUUUGCAGAACAGAGGAGUACGGUACAUUUUGAAUGUGACUCGAGAAAUAGAUAAUUUCUUCCCUGGGCUCUUUGAAUACCACAAUAUCCGAGUUUAUGAUGAAGAAGCUACAGAUCUUCUGGCUUACUGGAAUGAUACCUACAAAUUCAUCUCCAAGGCAAAGAAAAAUGGUUCUAAGUGCCUGGUGCACUGCAAGAUGGGAGUGAGUCGCUCAGCAUCCACGGUGAUUGCCUAUGCCAUGAAGGAGUAUGGCUGGAACCUGGACAGGGCUUACGACUACGUGAAGGAGCGGCGCACCGUCACCAAGCCCAACCCCAGCUUCAUGAGGCAGCUGGAGGAGUACCAAGGGAUCCUGCUGGCCAGCAAACAGCGGCACAACAAACUGUGGCGCUCGCACUCGGACAGCGACCUCUCAGAUCACCACGAGCCCAUCUGCAAGGCUGGGCUGGAGCUGAACAAAAAAGAGAUCACCACCUCAGCUGACCAGAUCUCAGAGGCCAAGACCAAUGACAACCAGCAGCCCAUGUCUCCCAUCUACUCAGCUGAGCUGGACAGGGAGCAGCAGCUCCCAGAGGACACAAACAUGAUCGAGGAUGUGUGUGUGAAGGAGAGAAAGAUCCACUUAGAGUUUACUUGCAGAGACUUCCACGCUGAGCAGAUGGAGGACAAGCUGAACCUGAACAAUAUCAAUGGCUGUAGAGCAGGGUGUUGUGUAGACUCUGUCCCCCCUGACAACUGCCAUGCUUCUGAGGCCUUAAUGCAGCUCCAGCACCCCUUGGAAAUAACAGAGUUUCCUGAUCUGACAGUGGACGAUCUAGAAAAAGAUGCCCUUAAGCCUGAUAUGAACGUGCACUUGGUUCCUAUGGAAGAAUUCACUUCAUGCUUAAAAGACUUCCCCCAAUCCCCAAACCAAAAUUCUCCAGGUCUCCAACAGAACCCUCAGCCCGAAGUGACAGACCUCAGCACAGACAGGAUUGAUUUCUUCAGUGCUUUGGAGAAAUUUGUGGAGCUCUCCCAGGAGAGCCGCUCUCGCACCUGUUCCCAUUCCAGGCCAGAGGAGCAAGGGACUGGGAGGAAUGGGGUCUCCAGGGUGCCCAUGCUGGAAGUGCCACCUGCUGCAGAUGGAGGUGCAGAUGCUAGAAGGAACAGCCCUGGAAACUCCCCUCAGGCAUCAGAUGACUCUUCCACAGAUGAAGAGCAACAAAAGGAGGUCCCUGAGCUGCCUGGUGCAGGUCAUCUCACGAGAUCCCACUCGGAAAAUGCCAUUUCUGUGAAGGAAAUUAUCACAGAGAUUGAGUCAAUCAACCAGGGAGCAGGACCUGCCCAGCAGAAAGAGGGUUCAGCCAACCUCAGCCAGACACCAAAGAGGAACACGGUGCACGACCUGCCAGUGGAGAUGAUUUGGGCAUCAGAAAAGUUGGAACACCAGGAAAAGGAGAAGGACCCUUUGCCACCUGAGCAGGAAGAAGCCCCAUCUCUGCAGCCAUCUUCUGGUAAAUCAGACGUGGAGGAAAGCAGCUCUGGUGGGGAGCAGCAGGAGCCUCGUGGCUCCAUCAACCCUGAGCCCAAGUGGUGCCCUGGCUCUGUGCGGCGAGCCACGCUGGAGUUCGAGGAGCGCUUGAGGCAGGAGCAGGAGCACCAGCACACGGCCCCAGCCUGCACUUUGCCCACCCGCAAGAACUCCAGGAACGACUCCCCUGCUGCCGAGCUCCUGCCCCGGGGCAAGAGCGAGGAGCCGCCCCUGGAGCCGGCUCCAGAGAGAGACAAGGCUCAGGGUCCAGGCGCUGAGGAGCCGCUGCUGCCUGCCGGGGCAGAGCAGCCUGUGGGCAGACACCUGCCUGCACCUGCCCAGCAGCCCACAGAGCCCAGCCCGGGGCAGGAGGGAGCGGCACAAGAGCGCAGGACAGUGGUCUCGUUUGAUGGGAUGGAGGAGCCAUCCCUGCCCUCCCUCCUCCCAAAGAGAAUCGAAAUCAUCGAGUACACCCUCACGGUCAAGCCUGCAGAGCAGCACCCCGACACAAGCUGUGAGCAGGGCGGGCUGGCCACGGCCACCCCGUCUUUAGAUGAAAACUUGAACCCCUCAAUGCGCUUUGAGAAGGCUCCAGUGGAUCCCUCACCGCCGGAGCACGCGGUACGCAAACAGGCUGCCCUCACUGUGGGCAGCCCCAGCCAGGAAGGCAGUGGGAUAUCUGCUCACCUCCCUGCAGCUUCUCCUUCUGCCCAGCUGACCUGUCCACCUCCUUACCCCUGUGUCAUUCACCUGGAAGGUGUCACCGAGCAGAGCACGGCUACAGACGACGAGCCGGUCACGCCGUGUGGCACUGAGGGAGACGCGACUCUCCCAUUCAGGGACGGUCCCAAACCUCUCUGUGGGGACACUGCUGGCAUCUCCAGGCAGCUGAGCAGUGAGGACUUCACCAAGCAGCGUGCUGAGAACAUGGACCUUCUGGACAUCUCGUUCCUGUGUUACAGCCUCCCUCACAGCUCCAGCAGCCUCAGUGUGGAGGAGCGCUCCAGCAGCCCCGGGCCGGUCAAGCAGCGGGCGAGGGAAAUAGAGGCUCGGAUCCGGCACGCAGGGCUCACCAGACCCUCCCACAUGAAGCGCUCAGCAUCCCUGGCCAAACUGGACUACCUGGACCUCUCCAAGGACGACUUACACAACAGGGAGUCGGCCUCUUGCAAUGCCAACCCCGUUCUUCUCACCUGCGUGGCCCUCGGUCGAGGGGGCAGGUUGGAGAGGGGCUCGGAGAGCACAUGUGGGAAGCAUCGUCUCUCCUCCCCCGAGCCCACCAAGCAUUUUGUGGAGCAGCUCAGAACAGCCGAGUGCAUUGCCCAGAGCAGGCCUGUGGAGAGGCCGCUGGCUCAGUACGCCAAAGAGUGCAGCUCCAGCCAGCAGAGUUUGUGUUCCAGCACGGAUCCGACGUGGACUAGCUCCGGGGAGGGCCCUCCACUGCUCCAGGUGCAGCUCCUGGACUCCUUGUCUCCAUCUCAAGCUCUGGCUGUCGCCCCGCGGCAGCAGCACGGGAGAACUCACCCUCUGAGGAGGCUCAAAAAGACCAAUGACAAAAAGCGGACAACCAAUCCCCUCUACAACACGAUGUGAUCCUGGGCCCUUGGCUGUGAUUUCUUACCCAGAACCUGUGGUGUUGCUUUCACACAAGGGACAGGUGUAAUAUAAGGAACAUGCACUUUAUUGGUUAAUUUUAUAUAUAUUGUCAUUUUACUGUUCCUGGCGCAUGUAGGUGUGGGUUGGUUCUUCUGUGUGUGACUCUGACUGCAGGACUGUUUGGGUUUUUUUAAGUUUAACUCAGAUAACCUCAAAUGUUCUUUAGUUGUUGUUGUUGUUAGUUUGUUUUAAAAGAACACCUUUAUCACAAGAAAAUUGAUGUUGGCUUGCUUUGGCAAGGUGGAGUUUUGCUUACAACCAGAUCCUAGUUCCUAACUUGAAUUUUCCCCAUGCCUUGAAAGGAUGCUGAGCAGCAGUUGGUGGGGUGAGAGCCCCUGUAAAUGUGAAGGUUGUGCCAAGGUCCCUUUAUUUGGCCUUUCUUUUAUUCUGCAAACUGGAACUCCACCAUGCUGGCAGAUCCCUCACAAAGCUGCUUCAGGACAAACACCCCGGGCUUGGUUCAGCUGGUGCUUCCCCCUAAGGAGCACACGGGGUAAAUUUUCCCAGUGGAUGAGCUCUGAUAACCCUGGGCAGCACCAAGACCCGCUCUCCCACCUGCCAUGGGGCACACAGAGCUAUCUGCUCUGUGCUGAGGUGGGGCAGAGCUCCUCCAGGAGCUGCCACCUUCACCUCUACCCCCAAAGCCAGUGUUCUUUUAAAACAAAUGCCUCAUUAGGGUUUUAACCCUCCCAUUACUUGAAUACUGCUGUGGGCGUUCCAAGUUCAUGGCCAUAUCAUCUGUUCUCUGCCCUCCUCCUACUGCCUGCCCUCUGCCCCAAAGCUGUUCUUGUGCUGCCUGAGUUUCCCUCUCCCCUCUGCCAUGCUCACGGGUGUUUCUGGUGGCUCCCAAAACUUGAGCUGUUUUUGUUACAUGACAUACUGCCCGAAAUGCAAAGCUUUGUCCUCUGCUGUCACUUCUAACUCUAGAUCCAGAGGGAAGACCUUUUCUGGAUUGUUUUUGUUUUGUUUUUUUUUUUCCCUAAAUUGUAUAUAUGAUAUUUAUAUGAAUUUUUUGGGGGUCUUUUCUAAUUUUUUUUUUUUUUUUUAAAGAAGGGCAAGACUACAUUCUGUAAACUGGAAAACAAACCCACCUGACUCAAACUCAGUGCUGUUCUUUGUGAUCUGCACAGACAUGGGAGUGGAUUUGACAUUAUAAGCUGUCUUCCCUUUCCAAAAGUGAGCCUUGAUGCCAAAUGUGUCCCUUCUCCUCCAGUCCUGCGUGAACCCCCAUCAUCCCACUGUGGGAGGGCACUGUGUGUCUGCCCAUCUCCUUCCUGCUUGGAGCUGGGUUCCAGGAGUGCCAGGUGGAUGUGGAAAAGCCUUUGGCUGCUCCAAGCCAUUCUGCAGGUUCUUGCUUCCCUGGAGAAACUGUGUGUGAAGGCUCUGCUCCAAAUUUCAGCAAAUGAUUCUGUGGUUUCUGAGCAGUUUAUCUGAAUCAAAGCUCCUCAUUUCUAGCUGUGUGCAUCAGCAAGUUGUCCCUGUGCUGUAGGAGCAGAGAGAAAGGCCAAGGGAAGCUCUGGGUCCUGUCCCCAAUUCCGUGGCAGGUCCUGUCUGAGCUGGUGCUUGGCUGGGGCCCAGACCUGCCCUCUGGGGAGGAGCAAAGCAGAGAGAAGAUGCAGAAUGGCUCAGGCUGCUGAAGCCCUGCAUGGAGAGGACAUGGUGUGGGAGGAGCAGCAGCCCAGCCCAUGCCUAGAAAGCAGCCCUAAAGCUGCAGAGCCUUGCAGGCUCAGAUGGGACUCCUCUUGAGCUGGAGGGGAGUGCACAGCACUGGAGUGCUCUGCAGUAUUGGGAAGCAGCAUGUGCCUGUCCUGGGGAAGGGCUGUGGGUUAUCCUCAGCCCACAGGUGAUUGGCAAGGUAAUGCCACCUUGCUGCCCUCCUGUGCUGCCUUGCAGCCUGUGAGGUCUGUCUGUACUCCAGCAGCCACGAGCACUGUCCCUCCCUUUCCUGAGCUCUGGCAGGGGGUUGUUACCCAUGCUGGAGCACAGCCCUGUCCCAGGUCAAACAGCACGUCAUCCCAGGCCAUUUCAGUCACUAGAAGUCACCCAAGCCCCUGGCCCAGGAGGCCAGAUACUUCUUUGGGACACUGAAAGACAUGUGGCUUCUCCUAGCCCGCUCCAGCUGGCUCCGGAGCAGGGCAGGCACUGGAAAGGCCAAGUGGCUCAUGUCAUCAGGAGAAGGACAGGUUCAGUCCUUGCCUCCCCCACAAACUUCAUCAGAUCACUGCCCACUGUUCUGACCCCAAGGACAUGCCUGCCUGCCCCUCCAUGGGAAGGGACUGGUUGUCACCAGCCUGCCUUGCACUGGAGGGUGCAUGCUUCACUGGCAGCGUGUCCUGGUGACAAGGAUCUGCUGGGGAGGGAAAAGCCCUGUAUAGAAUUUUUCCCUUGAGAAGGCAGGAGGAGGAGGAAAAGGAUCCGGUUUCUUUGCCCAGCUUGAUCUCAGGAGAAAUGCCCUCUGGGAAGGGUCUUUGUUGCAGACCAGAAAUGCUGCUUCCUUCCAAUACUCAGCUGCUCUCUGGGUGCUUCAGCUGGGGAGAGCAGCAGAGGGGCAGAGGCCCCUGCAGGGCAGUGCUUUGCUGUCCCCUUGUCCUUGGCUCUGGCCCAGCAGAACUGGUUUUUCUCUGAGAAGGCUGUGGGCAGGCAGAGGGAGUCAGGAAAGGUGGUUCUCUUGCAGAGUGAUGAAGGCCUUGGAGGUCUGGAGGCUCUGAGCAGGAUGGCAGGAAGGGGACAGACUGGAAGGGUAUGGACCUCCUUUUCCAGUGUCUGGGCAACAAAGCCACCAACCCCUGACAUCAGAGGUUUCUGCUGGGGACAGUUGUCCUUUCUCCAUGCUGGUGGCUCGUGGGUGGGUUCCUGUAGCCACCCCAUUAGAGCUUCUUGUGACCCGCUGAGCACCACGGGGAGCAGCAGCACCUCCAGGGCGCUCAGCAGCUGACAAGCCUCGCGGGUAGAGGGGGUUUGGAAGAAACGUGUUGUUUUAAGGGCAUUUUUGUACAAAGCAACUGUUCUUUGGUCUCUGGCGAAGCCUCUUGGAGGACGCUUUAUUGUUUACAUUGACUCCUGUACAAUAUCCCAGCCAUCGCUGCCCCGUCCCGGCCGUACUGUAACGUGUGAGCCUUGCACAAACGGACUGCGUGCGUCAAACUGGUUCUACACUGCGUUCUGUUGCACUCGGUGGUGUGUGUGUGGGUGUGUGUGAGUGUGUGUGUCCGGUCUGCUUGAAGAGUUGUGACCUGUACAAAUCUCUCCCCUCUCGGCCCUUUCCUGGGGGCACGGUCCCAGCGGGUGGCAGGAGGUGACGACGCUUCUCUGGGUCACUUGGAUGUUUGAACGGAGCAGGGAUUAGCUCCGAGUCCCUCUGCCAGCAAAGGGCUGGUGCAAGGGAUCCCGCCCCACCUCCGGCUGCUCCGGGGACCUCCUGGGAGGAGCGAGCUGGGGAUCCGUGGCCGAAGGGGCGCUGCAGCUGCUGGGGGCUCCGGGAGCCUGGCAGCUCUGUGGCAGGAGGAAGCCAUACCCACCGCAGGGCCCUGCUCCCCGCACGGCACGUCCUGCCUUAUUCCGGGCCUGGCUCCACACAAACCCCCCCCCUGCUCCCAGGGAAGGGGUCCUGAGCCCCUGGUGUGGGGCAGAGGCAGGUGCUGGCCUGGCACAGGAGGGUCCGGGCUGGGGCAGGGCUCGGUGCCCUGGUGCUGCUGCCAGAGGUGCUAACAGCCUGCCCGCUCUGCAGACAUCUCUGUUGGCACGAGAGAAGGUGUCAGUGCCUUUUAAUUUCCUUGAUGGAGAUGUGGCGUCCGUGCGCUGGUUUGUAGGGAUCGUCCAGGGCGAGCAGCUGGCGGUGGGGUUGCGAAUCAGGGAGGAGAGCGCUUCUGUCUGCCCCUCCUGGAUCUUCCUUGGUGGCUGGGAUUGUCCCCUUCCCCCUAAAGACUUUAUGACCGAUGUGCUCAGCUGUUUUUAAAUGUGAACUUGUGCACUGAUGUGCAGAUUCAAUGUUCUUGUUACCGAAUGAAUAAAAGUUUUAUUUUGAAGAUGAAAAA
Molecule: messenger RNA, 8348 nt
Organism: Oenanthe melanoleuca
Lineage: Eukaryota; Metazoa; Chordata; Aves; Passeriformes; Muscicapidae
Gene: SSH2
Product: slingshot protein phosphatase 2
Exons: 15
Coding region: 166-4251 (1361 amino acids)
Biological process (GO): protein dephosphorylation; actin cytoskeleton organization; negative regulation of actin filament polymerization
Cellular component (GO): cytoplasm
Molecular function (GO): protein tyrosine/serine/threonine phosphatase activity; actin binding
Source: RefSeq, a predicted model, not a curated record